This is a messenger RNA of Sinocyclocheilus rhinocerous, 2987 nucleotides long. RefSeq names its product rho GTPase-activating protein 6-like. The record is from RefSeq and is a predicted model, not a curated record. Gene Ontology annotation, biological process: signal transduction. The coding region runs from base 182 to 2629 and encodes 815 amino acids. The transcript is spliced from 13 exons. Lineage: Eukaryota; Metazoa; Chordata; Actinopteri; Cypriniformes; Cyprinidae.
ACACUCUUCGGAGGCAGGGCGGAGGAAGACUGGUUAAAGAGGGCGGGCGCGUCGGCGGAGACGCACUUUUUGGCUCGAAUAGUGGAAACAUCCCCGUUUAUCUGCAAAUACAAAUACAGCAGAGAUGGAUGAGAGAAUUUAAUUUGUUUGAUCAGUUUUCACAUUUUUCAUUAAACUGUGGAUGAAAGACGACCAUCAGCAGUCGUUCAGUUCACAUGGGGUUUGUGUUUGGGGCGUCAGUCUGUAUCAUCUCGCAGGGAUGUCCGCACAAGGGUUACUGAACAGCGUCUUCUCGUGUUCCUCAUCGGGCUCUAAAACCCUCGCAAAGAGGAAACUGCACCAGACUCGCAGUUUGGAUUCGGCGCUGGUCAGAAACUGCGGGACGCCCGGAGACGCCGACGGGCAUCGCUCCUUGUGCUGGAGCUCGAGCUCCACAGCUGGAUUUACUAACAGCCAAAGCACUUCAGAAAGCCUCGCCGCGGACCCCAGACUCAAGCCGCGUCUUUCUUCCUCGAGUUUGUCGGCAUCUUCAGACGCUUCGUCGAUCUCCAGUCUUCAUUUCGACUACAGGAGCGGCAAACGCAACGCGUCCAGGGAUUUAUCGCUCAACAUCUCUGGUUCAAGCAACAUCUUCUCACCGAGGAAGUGGCUUCAAAGAAAGUCUCCUCAUUCGGAUGCUCCUCUUUCGCACAAUCUCUGUAAAUCUGAGGGAGAUUUCACCUGUAAGAAAACAGCCGGUCAUAACUUCCACAUGCAGUCGGUUUCCAUUCAGAGUCUGUCGGAGCUGGAGAGAGUCCGGCUGCAGGAGGUCGCUCUGGUCAGACUGAUGAAAGACUUCGAUUUGGGAUGCCAGAUCACCAUCCCCAUCCCCAAAGAUGGCCAGAAGCGGAAAAAGUCACUCCGGAGGAAGCUGGAUUCUUUAUCGAAAGAAAAGAGAGACAAAGAGUCGGAUCCGCAGGCGUUCGGCGUGCCGCUCUCGCAGGUGAUUGUGAACGACCGGCGUCACAAGCAGCUGCAGGAGGAGCUGCAGGAGGAGCAGCGGAGUCCAGCAGACCGAGUCUCUUCACUCCUGCAGCUGACGGGCCGCAGAUCCACCAAUAAGGAGCUUUCCAGCAGUAACUCGUCCCUCAGCUCGUCCUCCGAGACACCCAACGAGGGCACGACACCCGGCACUCCGGAGACGGCGCUGCGCUCACGCAGACGGGGUGGCGUGUCUGUGGACUGCAUCACUGAUCUGGACGACAGUCACUCUCGUCUGCUGGAGGCUCUUCAGCUCUCUAAGCCUGUGGAGUCACACAGCGAGAAGAAGAAGAAGACGAGCGACGCAAAGCUCAGCCUGAAUCCCAUCUACAGACAGGUGCCGCGCGUGCUGGACAGCUGCUGCCAACACCUGCAGAAAUAUGGUCUGCAGACGGUGGGCAUUUUCCGGGUCGGAAGCUCCAAGAAAAGAGUUCGGCAGCUGCGUGAAGCGUUCGAUCAGGGUGCCGAGGUUGUUCUGGACCAGCGGCACAGUGUUCAUGAUGUGGCGGCGCUGCUCAAAGAGUUUCUGAGAGACAUGCCUGAUCCUCUGCUGACCAGAGAACUCUACUCCGCGUUUAUCAGCUGCACGUCUCUAGAUAAGGCAGAUCAGCACACGGUCAUACAGUUACUCAUCUGUCUGCUUCCCGCCUGCAACAGCGACACCCUUCAGUGUUUACUUCACUUCCUGUCCAACGUAGCCAAUCACGCGGAGGAUUCGCGGGACGCUGAUGGAAACGAGGUGAUUGGUAAUAAGAUGACGUCGCUGAACCUGGCCACCAUAUUUGGGCCGAACCUCCUGCACAAGCAGAAGAGCUCAGAGAAGGAGUUCAGCGUUGAGAGUUCGGCGCGGAUGGAGGACAGCGCCGCCAUCAUCAGCGUCGUCCAGCACAUGAUCGACACGCACCAGUCCCUGUUCAUGAUCUCAGCGGAGCUGCAGAACGAGCUUCUGAUGAGUUUGUUGGACACGGACAGUGAUGUGGUGGAUUAUCUGCUGAGGAGGAAAACACCACAGUGUGAAGACGUGAAGAGCUCCAGUGGAGAAAUCUCUCCAUACGAUAACAACUCUCCGGUGCUCUCCGAGUGGUUUCAUCCAUCAGGACCGGAGCAUCAGAGUCCCACAAACCUCCAGCAUGCUCUCGAUAGGAACAACACAGUGAAUUUCUGCCUCUCACCCUCACAAGCCGGCGCUGGGGAAACCAUACAUGAUAAGGCUCGUAUCUGGAGAACACAACACGCUCUUCUGUCAGGACUUCAUGACAAACUCCUCACAGGUUCGGAUGGACACCUUUAUAAGCGCGCCUCCUCUGAUGUCUUCUACGAUGACGACAGCGACACGAAACCUGUGCGCGAGACGCAAGCGUCCCAUACGAACGCCGCUGCUGAAUGUAAAACGCACCUGCAUCCAGUCGCAUCGAGCCGCCAGACUGCAUUUGACCAAUCAGAGGAGGCGACCGCACCUCCCGCCAAACCAGACGACAGACUUCCUGCCGUGUCCAUGCAGCCGCGUGUCACUUCCUGUCAGCAUCCAGACUGGCCGACAGAGAAGUGGCAGAUAUGGCAACUCCUGUCAUCAGACAGCAUAGACACACUUCCAGAGACUAUGGUGUGAAACACACAUUUUAAAGGGACAGUUCACCCAAAAAUUAACUUACUGUCAUCAAAAGAACAUUGGACCCCCAUUGACUUUCAUUGAAUGAGGCAUUUCUCAAAAUAUUUUCUUUUAUGUUCCAAAGAAGAAAGAAAGUCAUACAGGUUUGGAACGAGUGAAGGAUGACAGAAUGAUAAUUUUUUGGUAAACUGUCCCUUUAAGAACCUUCUAGUUUGCAAGUGAAUUUGAAUUGAAUUUGAAAUCGGCCACAACACAGAAUAUUACAUCAGAAUUUGAAAUGGAAUGACAGGAAGCACCAAAAAAUGUUACCACAUUGUUUUCAGAUAAUUGUAUACAAAUAAUUAUUGAUAUGAAAAUU